Molecule: messenger RNA, 1714 nt
Organism: Hydractinia symbiolongicarpus
Lineage: Eukaryota; Metazoa; Cnidaria; Hydrozoa; Anthoathecata; Hydractiniidae
Exons: 4
Coding region: 315-857 (180 amino acids)
Source: RefSeq, a predicted model, not a curated record
CGUCUGUCCUUAUCCAGUUCCUGUUCCCGUCAAAAAACUUGGAAGUAGAAGUCCGCCUUAAGUUUCAUCUGACAAGAGCUACAUUUUCGAUUUCGUUUCUUUUAACUUGGUGUUACUUCUCACUUGGAUACAUAACACGUUUGCAUUGUCGACGCCAUGGAAAUUUCUCCAUCAUUAAGUCAGAUACAAGAUUCAAUGGCACUGUGGAAAAAUCUCUAGACGGUGUGACAAGAUCUGAAUGUGUUUUAUCGUGUCUAACAUGCGAUAGUUGCUCGUUUGUGAAUUAUCAUCCAACGAAUCUUGCGUGCGAGUUAAUGAAAGCUGAAGGAAAUGAAGUAUUAGAAGUUGGAUGGCAAUUUUUGUCAACAAAUUAUGGAACGAGAAAUAGGGGACCUGUUUGUCGAUCAUUCAGUCCAUGCGAACUUACAGAAGCAUGUGUUGAUACCUGCUUUGAAGACGAUCAAGUAGGAUACCAGUGCAUACCCAAUCAGUUUCAAAAAAUACCUACUUUGUCUAUGGCAGCAUUUCCGAUUCAUUCUUCAUACCCAUUAACGAACCUGCAAGAUGGGCAUGAUAGUACGUACGCUGGAACUUUCCAUGACAGCACAAGUCACUUUAGACUUGACUUCGGUAUGGUAAAAUUCAUUCGAUUUAUAACAAUUCGUUUGGUAACGACUGUCAGGGAAGCUGUGAUCACGGUUGAUGAUAAAUUCUGUUCAUGGGUACCAGAAGUAGCUGAUGUCAAUUUUGUUGUAGAAUGCAAUUCAUUGUUAUCAGGUCAACAAGUUGUCUUAACUCAUCUGUAUUCUUCGCAAGCGUUUUUGGUGAGCGAAAUGCAUUUUUACGGUGACGUUUAAAAGAAUCAAAUAAGAAACACAUCAUUAAUAAGUGCACUUCUUCUGUUUACUGAAAUCUUAAAGUUUUUUCUCAAAUUUCAUGGAACAGUAUAUUUUGUGAUUGGUUGUUUUGGUCUGUUAAAUAACAAGCAGAAGUAUUUUCCAUCUUUUGGUGAUGCCAGUACGUGCUGGGCGCAAGAACAAAUACUUUUAUUUAAUAUAAAGAAGAAUUAAAUUACUUUGAGGUGUACAGUUAUGUGUAUCGAUCAUUGCUACUGUAGAAACUUGAACUAUAGUUACUGCUUGAAGCUUGUCCAAAACAGAAGACCAUUGGUAGAACAAAUAUUGUAAAUAUAAAAUAUUUCUUAUGUAAGAUUUUUUGAAUAAAAAUUGCCUUAGCUUGAUUUUGAUCCUAAGUAUGCUACCACCCAAGAGAGUGUUCCGAAAAAUAGUGGAAAUAUAUCUGACAUAACUUUAGGCAAGUGAUGUAUACAAAACUUAAAAUAAAAACGAUUACACGUUUUUUGAGAAAUAAGUGCGGUUGCUUGCGUAAAUCAUUGUAUUUGUUAUACUCGGUAGUUUAUUGUCCCAUUCUAAUUUAUAAAUCUCUACAAAGUCACAGGAUGAGCUAAUGAUUCUUGGCGGUGUUCUUAUCGUUGGGUUGGUAGGGAGAAUGGUCAAGACAUUACUCGUGUUCACUUCUUAACUUGCAUAUAUUCUUCUUUAAAACUGGGGGAGGGAGAGGUCCCGUUGGAAAAAUUUGUCUAUAUUUAUUUGUAAAUAUUGUACUUCUUUUUAAAUGGUUAUCCUCUGUAAAUAUUCGUAAAUAAUAAUAAAGAAAAUAAUAAUAAUAAUAAGUAUGCUCAUCUAUAUUAUAA